Messenger RNA from Exophiala dermatitidis NIH/UT8656, 1601 nucleotides. RefSeq names its product ubiquitin-conjugating enzyme E2 2. The record is from RefSeq and is a predicted model, not a curated record. NCBI's taxonomy places the organism in Eukaryota, Fungi, Ascomycota, Eurotiomycetes, Chaetothyriales, Herpotrichiellaceae. The coding region runs from base 196 to 651 and encodes 151 amino acids. The transcript is spliced from 3 exons. Gene Ontology annotation, cellular component: HULC complex. Gene Ontology annotation, biological process: protein polyubiquitination; proteasome-mediated ubiquitin-dependent protein catabolic process; DNA repair. Gene Ontology annotation, molecular function: ubiquitin conjugating enzyme activity.
CUGGCACUUUCACUAUUACUACAUACGCCUCACACCUGCACCACUGCAGUCCUCUACCAAACCUCGCGUGAUCUUCCGACAACACCACUCUUCCUCUGAUACCUACCCAGAAGCGUUCUCUCUUUCCAAAAGUCGAUACCGGAUAUCAAGUUCCUAACAAUCUUUUGCUGAAGUCCCGACUGCUUACCGCCCAACAUGUCGACCUCAGCCAGACGCCGCUUGAUGCGAGACUUUAAGCGCAUGCAAACAGACCCUCCUGCCGGCGUGUCUGCCUCGCCCAUCGCAGACAAUGUCAUGACUUGGAACGCCGUCAUCAUCGGUCCCGCAGACACACCCUUCGAAGACGGCACCUUCCGCCUCGUCAUGCAAUUCGAAGAAGCGUACCCGAACAAACCGCCGGGCGUCAAGUUCGUGUCUCAAAUGUUCCACCCCAACGUCUACGGCACCGGCGAACUGUGUCUGGACAUCCUGCAGAACCGGUGGUCACCGACCUACGACGUCGCAGCCAUUCUCACCAGUAUCCAAUCUCUGCUCAACGACCCCAACACGUCAUCACCGGCGAAUGUCGAGGCAUCGAAUCUCUACAAGGACAAUCGGAAAGAAUACAUCAAGAGAGUCCGGGAGACGGUUGAGAAGAGCUGGGAGGAUUGAUUCUCCGAACCAGUCCCAGAACACCAUCAUCCAUCACGAGACCAUGGCCGAAUGUGGCGAACGGAAGACCGGUUUUUUUUCCUGCUGUCAGUGUUUGUUUUUGUGAGCGAUUUGCAUAAAUUGGUAGCGGAUGCAUGGGCGUUGGAUAUAGGACAGCUGGCUUGCUGAUCGGGUACUACUUGAGGAGGGGCUUUGAGGCGCAACAGGUCACAGACGAGGAACGUACGUUGUGCCGUUCGGAUGUCGGGGAGUCGUCAUCUGCAGGAUCAGCCUACCACAGCAGCGGCGUUUACAAAGGAUCAGUGUGGGCGUUACUGUCAAGACAGAAAUUACCAAUCUUUGCCUGGGUCCUCGCCGCGACGAGGUCCCCAGUGUUUGAUCCUCAAUUGAGAUAAUUCGGUUCCAAUGAGUUCAGAUACCAUGCCUACUAUGAUUGACCCUUGUCCUCUCUUGCAAGCAGCUUCAGACAUUACAGGAUCCGCCAUGUUCCGAUUGCUACUACCACAUAUGUCUCUAUCGGCAUCAUCUUGAUGAGGUUGAAAAAUUAUUUAUGAACUCCCAUCGUCCUCCGCAACUUCCGCCUUUCGAAGCGUCCGGUCCAGUCUCGGUGAGACACAUAAAUCACGCACCCUAAGGCAGUAGAGUGCACUAUGCUGAGAAGGACCAUCGCUGCUGAGAAGGACCAUCGCUCUACAACCAGAUUCUGAUUCCGAUUCCGUGCCAGCUAGCGGUCCCAACUCUAGGCCAGCAUUAAAGGAGAAACAAUCAAAUAAACGCUAUAAUCUUAGUGCCCUGCUAUGCCACUUAUACCUAGCUGACCCAUACCUAUACCCUUUCGAAAAUGGUCCAAACAAGCCUCAGCCUCGCUGUGCCAUGAGUUGUGCAACCCUAGCUUCCAAUCCAAUCCAAUCCCAACAGUUCCCGGUUCGUAAUCAUCACUAUCCACCUCC